ACAUGCUUUUUUUGGCGUCGCCAGUCAUUGUUUAGAGUUUCAGCACACAUUUGCAUUUCACACAACUGCGAGAACCGAAUUAGGAAGGGUAUACGGUGUACAACGUGUUUUCAAACUUUAUUUUUCCUUAGUGUCUUAAUGUGCAUACUUGCUCGGUAUCGGUUUUCCUGAUAGCCGUUUCACUCAACUACUGAGAGUAGUAACGAGCUGCUCGAUCAUCAUGUUUAUGCCCAACCAUUGCGUAUUAUGUUUCAUUUGCACAUAAAAAAAUCAUUCCAUGUCGCAUCCCCGCAACAACGCAACAUCGACAGUCAAUUAAGAACUUGAGGGAGCGCGAGCUUCGAACAUGUGCGCGCUGCUGUCUAGAAGGAAGGAGACGCUCGAACGUGUUUUGAUGGAGUGUAUUUCGAGCGUUCACUGCGCGGCUGUUGUACGUUCCUCUAGUCUCUACACACUGGUUCUGGUUUCUCGGAUGAGAUCAUAAGUUUAUAUAGUAUUUCGAUGUACGGAAAAUAGUACAUCAUCGUUGCUUGAGUUUGAUGGCCCAUAUGCAAAACGGCGUCAUCGUCAGUCAUCGAAAGUCGCGUCGGUCAAUUGAAAGCAUAGAUCAUCACGUAUUGGUUCGGAUGUGCACCCACCUUGCCGUUUGUGGAUUGGAAUGUCGGAUAAAAUAGUUUCAGAAAAUAAUCGAAGCGUGCUGAGAUUAGCGAAAGCUAACCAUCGUUGACGGACAAUAUGAUCUGGAUCAAAUUGAAUCUGCUUUGAGUACAUCAAAAUCAACUCGCAAACGAUUUGAAUCAGACCGAAGCACAGUUGUGAUCAAUCAGAAAUGGCGGUGUUGAUGUCCUAUCAUCGUUUGAUCGAAAAGGAUUCGCAACAUGUGAGUUACUGUUGGAAAAUUUCCAUUCUGAUGGUGCUUGUGGUAGCGGUAGGAUCCAGUCUCAUAAUAAGUUUCAGCCUUUAUUCUUUGUGGGAAAGCUUUAGUUUAAAUUGUUUUGUUGGAGCCAAUUUGAGUUUCGUGAUAUCAUCUAGUGAAUCUGAUCUUCUGCACAUUGGUGACUUCAUGCAAUCAGAGCAAGAUAGCGGUAAUCUAAACAAGCUUCGUAACUCGACACCAGUGGAUGAUAAAUAUAUUAUUCACGAAUACAGCAGCAAAUGGAGCAACCCAGAUUAUUGCGAGUAUCUCGUGUACACUCCACUGUUUCACGCUUUGAUUGGAGUUAUUUGGAUGGCCUUAUUCGUGACGCACGGUCAUGGCGGAGAAGGUGUUGGCAGUAUUAUACCUAGGCCAUGGAGAAUCGUCAUUCCAUCAUUGGUCUUCUUCCUCAUAUGUGGAAUAUCUGCAUUUAUCUGUGCUAGUCUAACGACCAGUGGUUUAACCGAAUUUUGUAAGGAGUUCAACAAAAUAAUUUCCACCGGAGGAACUGAAUGCGCCCGAAUGAUUAGCUAUUUCUCGAUGAAUGAAGCGAAUGAUCUGGUACUGCCGGAUAAAAACUACUACCUGGUGGCAGCGUUCCCCUGGAUUUGGGCAAUCAGCUACGUAUGCGGAGCACUAAUCAUAGUGUUACGCAUCAUUCUGGUUGUGGAUUUCGAGUUGAUUCGAAUCGUGGUUUCCACCAUUGAGAGUGACAUGGAAUCAUUACAAAGCGAUCAGCAGGAAAAUGUUCAAAUGAUAAACGAAGCAACGCAACUUGGAACGAAUGCCAGUAGCUCAGUAGAAUUAAGAGUUUGAUGUUUGAAAUUCUGUAUACAUGUUUUCAAUACUAAUAUUGUGAUAAAUGAUUUUGUAAACCUCUUUAGGUAGUAAGAUUUUACAGCUCAGUUUUAUUACCCUUCAACGACAGUAUACUGAACUUAUUCAUAUCAUAUUCGAAAAAAUCAGACUAACAGACUGAGACAGCUUGAGGAGUCAAUCGUCAGUGAAUACCAGGCAAGUUUUCUUAUGGGCUGGUCAACGACGGGUCAGAUGUUUAGUUAGUGGAUAAUGCUUGAUAAAUUCCGGAAGUAUAACGGAAGUAUAAGACUCACCAUCUGUUCAUUGAUUUCAAAGCAGUGUACAGUUCAGUGGAAAGAAAUGAGCUGUGAUAGAUAACAUCUUAACAUGGUUUUCCAGCGAAACUGAUUAGGCUGAUACGUGCAAGGCUUGAUGGUUCAACCUCGUUAGAGACCUAGAUGUAUAGAAGCAGGAUGAUGCACUUUCGAAUUUAUGGUUCAACAUUGCACUCGAGGGCGCCAUUAGGAGAUCUGGUAUGCAGAGGAAGGACACUAUCAUCCCACGGUCCUUAGCUUUGCGGACAACAUCAAUCUUAUUGGAAUCGAUCGCAAGGCAGUAAUGGAAGCUUUUCUCCCACUCCCACAGAAGACGGAUACGGUGAGGAUAGGCUCAACGGUCAGCUCUGCCAAUAUAAAUUACAUGGUUGCGAUUAGAGAUAGAGUUAGACCUAGUGAUGUUGGUGCUGAGGUAGUGCUUGGUGGGAAAGUGUUUGAAGUUGUUGAAGAAUUUACAACCUGUAUGUAGUGUACAAAGAAAAAAUAU
Molecule: messenger RNA, 2536 nt
Organism: Armigeres subalbatus
Lineage: Eukaryota; Metazoa; Arthropoda; Insecta; Diptera; Culicidae
Exons: 6
Coding region: 830-1732 (300 amino acids)
Source: RefSeq, a predicted model, not a curated record